GAGGCGUGAGCCUGGGCCGAGUUGUUGCAGUCCGCCGUCGUCUCGACCCACCAGCAGUCGGAAGUUGGAACCCCGUCGUCUCCAGAUCCAAAUCCUCCAAAUCCAGAUCACCCACCCACCCACCGGCCGCGAUCCAUCCAUGGAGCUGGAGGCGCCGUCGCCGGCGAGGUACCUGCUGGGCGCGGCGAUCAUGAUGGCCGGCGUCGUGCUGCCGCUCGCCUACAUGAUCUUCCGCAGCAAGCGCUCCUCCUCCUCCUCCGCCGCGGCCUCCGUCUCCUCCAUCGCCUCCGCCGCCCCCUCCUCCUCCUUCUCCAAGCAGACGUAGGAACAAGGGCCUCUUCUGAUGGCCCGCGCGCUCGCAUUUCGUUUGGUGCUGUUCUAGCUGGUAGCGCCAGCUCCAUUCUAGGAGUACAAGAAAAGAGAGGAAACUCCAUCUGUAUCCGCGGUCGGUCUCUGAUGCGGUACAAGUAGUAAAUUCAGUUGUGAAUCUGUAUCUGUAGUGUGUCUGUCUCUGAGCAGUUGAGCAAUUUUUUUUGGUGGUGAAAUGAAACAAACUGGUGUGUACUUCUGUGCAAUGCAAUCCAAUGAGUUGUUGUUUUUGUCAA
Messenger RNA from Aegilops tauschii subsp. strangulata, 605 nucleotides. RefSeq lists its product as uncharacterized. NCBI's taxonomy places the organism in Eukaryota, Viridiplantae, Streptophyta, Magnoliopsida, Poales, Poaceae. The record is from RefSeq and is a predicted model, not a curated record. Gene Ontology annotation, cellular component: Golgi apparatus.